Molecule: messenger RNA, 2805 nt
Organism: Diceros bicornis minor
Lineage: Eukaryota; Metazoa; Chordata; Mammalia; Perissodactyla; Rhinocerotidae
Gene: BAALC
Product: BAALC binder of MAP3K1 and KLF4
Exons: 3
Coding region: 62-490 (142 amino acids)
Cellular component (GO): cytoplasm
Source: RefSeq, a predicted model, not a curated record
GCUGAGCCGCCGCCCGCGCCGCGAGCCGAGCGGCCGCCGGGCGCGCCCGCAGCGCGGGAGGAUGGGCUGCGGCGGGAGCCGGGCCGAUGCCAUCGAGCCCCGCUACUACGAGAGCUGGACCCGGGAGACCGAAUCCACCUGGCUCACCUACACCGACUCGGACGCGCCGCCCAGCAACGCCGCCCCGGACAGCGGCCCCGAGGCGGGCGGCCUGCACGCGGGCGCGCUGGAAGAGGCACUGUCCUCCAGUGGUGUGCCGCGAUCUACAGCCCCAGGCGGAUUAUCCAACCCAGAGAAGAAGAUGAGCUGUGGGACCCAGUGCCCGAAUCCCCAGAGCCUCGGCUCGGGCCCUCUGACCCAGAAGCAGAAUGGCCUUCGGACCACGGAGACUAAAAGAGAUGCUAAGCGAAUGUCUGCGAAAGAAGUCACCAUUAACGUUACCGACAGCAUCCGACAGGUGGACAGAAGUAGUAGAAUCACGAAGAAAUAGAAGCGUUCUUCUAGUUGAAGAGUGUUGAACUAGAAGGGCAGAUGGACUUCUUUGGUGCCCUUCACAUACUGGAUCCCGUCAUGGAAUCUUGAAGAAGUGGGUGCCCCUUGCUGAACGUGAGCACUGCUGAGUGCCUUGAGAGACUGUCUCCCCUGGCAGCCAACUGCUUCCUGAGCUGUUGGGACACUCUCAGCCUCCUAUUUAUCACAUAAAUGUAUUGGCACAGUACUCACGAAUAGUAAUCAACUGCACGUGUGCAGUUCAGCUUGCCUUUUUGCAGCUCCUGCAAUAAGGUCUGGUGUAAAAAUGGUGAGCCAAAGCCACAGGCCAGUUUAUGAAACACAGAGAAGUAAGAGGGGUGGGUUGAUUCCCUGGGUGAAAGAUUCACACGUUGGUUCUAAGGUCCCCUGGCCACAGUAGUGUGCACUGUCUCAGGCAAGCUUAUUCUUGCAUUCUUUCUUUUUGAAUACCACCAUCACAAAGCUUACCAUGUUCACUUAAAAGGUGGCUUUCACCCAACUCUAAACCUAGAUAUAUGAGAAAUCAAGAAACAGGAAAAGUCUUUGUUAUUCUUGUUUCUUGAGCUCAGUAUGAGACAGAUUCAGAUGCAGUUUCACACAAACUAACCCUGCCAACACCCACAGCGUGUCUUUGGGAGGUCUCUGUGAUGCAGUCACACCCACUUCUCCUCUGUCUUCAAUGUCCCCCCAUGCUGGUCUCCAUGUCAGCCUCUGAACCACAAUAUCACAGUCGUUGUGGUCAAUGCAUCCAACCUAGGACGCCUCAGAUGCAUUUUUCAUAGCUUUCAAGCCCCCUUUGCUUAUGUUCUUGAGUGUUUUCUCUCCCCAGUUGGGUCACUUGUAAUUGUUAAUCAAAGACUGGACACUGCUCACAAGAGGGAGAUAAUCCAGAAUAUGUUGGCAGUUUCCUUUUGCACAGCACAUGGCUUCCUUCGGCCUCUCUGUACAUAGCCCCAGGACUGUGUCAUUUUGGUAUCUGCAAAGGAAUCACUUUAGAAAGCCAAUACCUGGUUGAGGCACAUUCACAUUGACAUUGGAUUGGUAUGCACUGUGUUAGAAAUCAGGUAGCUGAUGCAGUAGAAAAAAGUUUUGUUAGGAAUAAAAUUUUCUAGCAUUUUUUUAAACAUGUUAAGGUGGAAGUAUUUUCCUCCAAAGUAAUGUAGCAUGAUUUUUAAAGGACUGUUAACAUGCCUGGGAUUGGGGAAGGUAGGACUUGAAGUUGUACCAAACGAUACCAAUAAACUCCAUGUUAGCAGAAAUAGGCAGCCUGAUGAUGUGUGUUGAUAUCACAGAGUCCAGAGAAUUGACAUGAGAGAGUAAAAUUCAGAUGCUUGGCCUCCUUACCUGCCAACUCUGUUAUUCCUCAAACACAGGUGGGCAGUGUCCUUCCUUUCCUUCCUUCCUUCCAUCCUACUUUCCUUCCUUCCUUCCUUUGGUAGAUUGUAUAUUUAUUCAAUAACGUUAAAUGCCAACUGUGUGUCAGGAACCAUGCAGAUGCUGAGAGAUUUGGAGUCUGGCCCGUCACGAUUGUACAUCCAGAAUCUAACAGUGGACUUAAUAACUAGGAGACUGACUUAGAUGCUAAGGUAUAGUGUGGUUGUGAAUUGCUCUGCAGUGUAAUCUCACUUUUAUAUCCAGGACAGGUUUCUGUCUGAAACUCCGGAUCUGGAUGUUUUCCUAAUCAUUGUACAAGACUUUACCAUACACAAAACUAUAGUUUUCCCAAACCUCUAUCAUUUUGUGAUUCUUUGAAAAAGGGCUUUUAGGGAACUUCAUGUUCUAAAAAAAUUUUUUUAAUAAUAAAAUAAAAUAAAAGCAACACCUGUGACUCCUGUGUCCCCACUGGCAUUACUCAACAGGAGCCCCCAGCUGCCAAAGGUUGGCGUUGAUGCUGCAAGUUCAAGGGCUCACUCUUGGGGCACGUGCGAUGUGUUUUGGUAGGGUGUUCCUUCUCCAGUCGCUGUGCUGUCAGCCAUGGGCUAAGCCUAGUUUCUCUUUAUAACUUUGUUUUUGCAUCACUUAACUGCUGCCUGUUGUUUGGAAUUUAUCAACUUGGGAGCAUGUCUCUGUUUAAUAUAGAAACAGUUUCUCACUUCUGGGGGAGAAGGGAAUGAAGGACAUAUAUGAUCUUCCCCUCUCCAGAACAAUCUGGAUUUCUCCAAGACAGUGACCAGAAGUUAAACCAUGUUACUGGAAAUUGAUCUGGCAAUUUUUUCAUGCAUAUAUGAUACAGGAACUGAUUCUUACUAUCCUAUUAGCAUAACACUUUCUAUUGCAAAGUUCGUGUCAAUAAAG